AUGGCCGCCGUGGUUUGGGUCAAUAAAUCCAGUGAUUCAGGGGGUGGACAGUUGCAGCCGUGUUCCCGUUUGUUCACAGGCUUGUCAGAGGGACCGGCCCCGCCCCUGGGCCCUUUGUCUGCCUCGGGCUCCCGGCAGCUAGCAGGUGAAGGAGGGGAGGCCGAGGGAGCAGACCAGAGAGAGAUCGACGAGACGGGGGUCCGAGAGGAACAGAGCCGGCUGAUCUCCCAGAGUGAAGGGGACUCGGCUAAAGGUCCUCCAGAGCUGAAAAGGGCGACCCCCGGGUGCCUUUCACUGCACAAGUGGCCAAAAACGCUGGUCUUGUGA
This is a messenger RNA of Knipowitschia caucasica, 327 nucleotides long. The record is from the annotation of a GenBank genome assembly. Lineage: Eukaryota; Metazoa; Chordata; Actinopteri; Gobiiformes; Gobiidae.